AUUCGAAACGAGUCAAUAUGGAGAUCAUCAUAAAACACGACGCAACGACCAAAAACUCGACUACACCAAUGGCCUCCGUGAGGUUCGCCAAGUUGCAAUUCAUGUUCCUUUUUGGUCCACAAGGGGGGAUGUGACUUGAUUUGGGAGCGAGCCUCGAAGAUGAAUCGCCUCAGGGAUCAUCAAAUAGAAACAUAGGCGCAUAAUAAACAAGAAAAAUUAAGAGAAUACGAUAAAAGUACUUGUGACGCGCAGUGCGACCAGAUAAGGCUGAAAUAUGGAUUCGACGAAGUUGGGUGGUCCAACGCCGACUAGUCCGAGGACUCAUUCGCCAGUCCUGCCGAGCUACCCUGCGCCCGGUGACGGUAAUAUUGAUUACAUAAUAGGCGAUUACAUGGAGAGACUAGGCACGAGACUCAACAUCCUCGAAACUGAGUUGAAAUAUGCUUGGCGGGCACUGGAUCUUCUCAGUCAGGAAUACAUCAAAAUGUGGGAAAGAUUAGAAAAAUUAGAAGGUUUGCUAUACGAGCAGCAGACAGUUAUCAGCCAGCUGAUCGAGUUUUAUACUAGCGGUGGUACUCAUGAUAACGUGAAUAUCGUUGAGGAGACUUUGGCCAACCAGCAAGGCUCGGUAGGCGAGCUAGACGCGAUAGCGAAAAGCCUGGGUGCUGCGAUAAGCAUUGAGGAAACCACCGUACUACGGGAGAAACUGGCUCAACAGGAGUUGGCGAGGAUGCACGGACUCACGCAGGACAGUACAACGGCCGCGGCUGUGGUCACUGACAUGCAUAGGAAUGUCAGGAAUUUGGACACUUUGGAGACCCUCGAGGAAGAGGGCAACAUACCCGACGAGGCAUUCUACAGAAGCCUGAAUAACGCCUACAGAGAAGAUCUGAUUUGUGGCGACACAUCGAGACCGACAUCGCAGCUAGGUAUGAUCUGGGAAGAGGCUGAAGAUGAAGAUAUAAAUGGUAAGAAGGAGAUCGAGCCCAGCAUCUUCGACAAAGCUAUACCAAAGGAAAAAGAACUGGAAGAAUUAUCCAGUCAACCAACCAAGGAAGAAGUACAAACUUCCAUAAUGAAGAAGGAAGACGAGGCGGAUGAAGACGAGGGUGAAGUAUUCAGUGCAGCCGAUUAUAAAAGCUACAGAGGAAACACGCCGUGCGUCAGUGAGCAAGAUCUGGCUCAACUUUCAAGACUCAGCUCUCUCGAUCAGGUGGCAUUAGAAAAAUUGCACGAGAUAGAUAGGCUAACCAGCAAGUUGCAAAAGGAUUCGCAAAAUUUAAUAGAACUGCAAUCGAGAUUGAUAGAUUCGCCAAAACGAAAUCAGUAUGCGUCCGAAGCCGAGGCUAAACUAGCUGAGGAAGCAAGCAGCAUAGACGAACAACUGAGAAAAAUUUACGCGGAAACUGACGUGGACAGUUGGACUUUCUCCAAAAGUCCCAGCUCCACAGGCAGAUCGAUCUCCAGAGUCAGCACUGACAGUGGAUUGGCCACCGAUGGCGACUUUACAACGAGAUCUAUAUCGCCAAGACUGACCUCUACGUCCAGGAGCAAUUUAGACUCCAUUUCGACUACUUAUACCCCGCCUAGAUUAGGAUAUACAUCGGCUAUACUAGAAAAGAGUCCGGAGCCCGUGAUUCAGUUACCGAUUGACGUUGGUAAUUUCGCGAAGGGAUACGCUGAGAAUAAGGAACUGACAGAUUUGAUGGCCGAAAGCUUCGCGACCGCCGUCACCUGCGCCUCGCCCAACAUUUACAGCACGACCACCGAAAAAGUAUCGUCACCCACUUUGUCAGCCGGCAGCGUACACAGUGUUCACAGUGUCCAGGGUCUCCGCACCAGACAGGACGGUUACUUUGGCAGCGCAGCUCGGCUCAAUCUUGAAUUCCAGGAAAGUCGUACACCACCUAGUCCAUCGCCUAGCUCACCACCUCCGCCAGCACCGCGAGAUACCACCGAAACUUUCCUCAUGCCUGGCACAGAACAAAGAGAAUCAGAAACGAAGAGAUCUCAGAGCCCGAGUUUUCUGCGAAACGCCGAAAAGCUGGUCUCUAUGGAACAGGGUCGUCUCAGUCCCCAUCAGUCGCCCAAAUCACCACGAGUCUCGCCGAAACAUGCAGUUAAAUCUAGCAGUGCCGCUAACAUAGUCACAGCUAAGUCUGAUUCCGGUCUGUCCUCUAUGAGCGGCUGGAGCAGCUUAGACAAAUCGCCAUGUUCUCCGAAAAGCUCCAUCGCUAAAAUGCUGACUUCUUAUUCGGUGGAUCACACUCGCACGAGUAGUCUUAUACCGAGUACGCAGCCCGCCAGAACAUCCAGUCCGAUACCGCCGCUUCCAGAGACGACCACUACCACCGCUAUCACGGAACCUCUUUAUGACACUCCCGAAGGUAGAGACGCUUUUGCUAGUACCAUGACGACCACGUCCAGUCAUCCUUACACAACGACAAUGAAUCACUUAUCGGCAUAUACGACUGCCAGCAAGUCACCGGCCAAAGAAGACUAUACUUUUGUGCCACCGCCAGCUCCGGGUGUAACUACUACUUGUCAGAGUCCCAAAAAACGCAGUCGUCAGCAGAGUUUACAACAUACUUACGCGACGUCCUCUAGUACGAGUGCGGAUUAUAUUUACAGAUCAGAACAACCGGCUAUUUACUCCGUGGCCGGUAGUAAUCGACAGCAAGCCAUUACGAGUGUCUAUACCAGCGGUGCUGGAAGUUACGGGCCCAAAACUACUACUUCGGCUUACUAUUCUUCUUCCGAAUCGAUGGAUCAUCAAUAUACCAACUAUCAAGACAGUUAUGGCACUCUUCAAUAUGCAGAGACAACAAGCACUAUAAUGGCUCAUGGAAAGAAGCCAUUUCGUGGAAGCUCUUUUACAGAUGGUAUGACGAACCAUGAAGGAUAUAAAGCGGCAAUGUAUCGUACGAUGUUCCCCACCGGCAACAUCACAGAUGCUCUGUCGUAUUAUCCGACUAGUGCGACUAAUCUGCCGCGUACAGAGACAAACGAGAACUCAUCAUGGCUGAACUCUAUGGAGGAGCAGAUACCUCACGAUUCAACAUCUUCCAGCAUCAGGUCUUUAACUUCCGAUGGGAGCUACGCUCAAAGUCCGUACACAGACCGAAGGUAUCCCCAGCCGCCGGCCUAUCAAGCGCAUUCGGCGUAUCAACAGCAUCACAUUUACGCGAAUCAGAAUUAUCCACAAGCUUAUCAACAACAGUAUCAGCCAUACAGUCAGCGACUGAGUAGUGCUGAGAGCGCACAACUCGCAGACGGUUAUCAAAGACAAUGGCAAAGGGAACAUCAGUAUAUUCAAGAUCAUGAGAGUGGAAGAAUAUCUAUGGAGCAACAACAAACGCAGCAAAGCGAGUAUUACGACGCCUCGAGUGUAAUAGUUUCGCAAUCCGGAUACAUUAGUAUCGCUUCGAACCUAAAAGAUCAUGAGGUCGAUAAUAGUAAACUAUCAAAAAAAAUUAGAAGAGGUUCUUCCCUGAAGAACGCAAUGAGUUCUAUGAGCAAUUGGCUGCCCGAUUUGCACCUCACCAAACGUCACAGAAGUCAGUCAUUACCAGGGGGUGUCAGAAGAGAAGAUCUAGACGUGCAAGAAGCUCAGCAGCAAAGAUUGCCUGCUGAAAUGACAGGAAGAGGUCGAGGCAGAGCUCAGACGGCCAGAAAAAAGAAAAAACAUACGCUGGUUUCCACGGUUUCUGGCAUUCUCCAGAAGGCUAAGCGUCGCAGUCAUCAGUCGCAAUCUUUAUCCGAUCCGGAACAGUCUGAGACAGAAUGGAGCAGUGGUCGGCAAAGCGGUCUCUCGGAAGAUGAGGACAGCGUCAUAUCUGAUAUCGUUCAAGAACCGCCUUUCUUUGCCAAAGUGAAAUCCGCGAGUACCAAAAGAAAGCAGCCGCCUUCGAUGCCGCAGCAAAUGAUAGCACAACAGCAGCAACAACAAGCACAGAUUCAAGCGCAGCAAAAAGAAUAUAUGCAACAGCAGCAAAAAGAAUACAUGCAACAGCAGCAACAACAAGCACAGUUGCAACAACAACUUCAGCAUCAACAGGCGCUUCAACAACAGCAACAAGCACUCCAACAACAGAUUCAGCAGCACCAAGAGCAAUUGCAUCAACAGGCUCUUCAAGAUACGUGGGCUAAGGAGAAAGAAAAUCAAAGAAAAAUCGAGGUUAACGAGUAUGAAACGAAUGGCGACCAAUCGGCUAUGCUCGAAGAAGAAGCUUCUGGUAAGAGUACCGGCUCGGGAUCUGGUGGAUCGUCGAUCUUCCAAACUGUUGGUGAUAUUAAGAGGUCAACAGGCAGUUCGGAUGAGGCCCCCAAUGAGAAGGCGCCGAAACUGCCUCCGGUUACCUUGAUUGGUGGCUCGAGCAUGGAAUUCGCUGUGUCACGAGCGCUUGGCAAAUAUCGUCAACGACAAUCUUCGACAGUAUCCGAUGAACAAUCGAUCAUUGACGAGAACAAUGAUAAGAAAUCAACCGAGGAGGGUCCAUCGCAGACUUUGGAAACAAGUUUUGAAUAUCCGGAAGAUGUAUCGGAAAAAAGCGAGAAGAGCGAGAAGUCUGGCAGCGCAAAAUUACCGGAACUAGUCACCAGUUUAUCAGAAGAAGCUCCGCCAUCAGAGGGCAGUCCGUCAGCGUCCAUAAGAGGUUACAAUACUACAGGAGGAUCUCGAUUUCUACCUCGCCAUCAGCAAUCUCUAGAGAUUCCUUGGACUGGAUCACGACCGGGUGAACCUGAUGAGGAUAAUCGCAGCACUCAUUCAUACAGGAGUACAUCGAGAGUGUCUUCAAGACGGCAAAGUACAGAAGAUUCUAUUGAUUCCGAAGACGAAUGGUACUGUUACGAAUUAAGAAAACUUGAAGAGUUGGAGAGACAAUCCGAAAUGGAAAUGACCGAAGCAUUGAUCGAGGAACCUGAAGACGAAGUUUACCAGCCGGACGAAACGGUAAAAGAAAAGAUGUCGUUUGUAUUGAAGGAGCUUAAGCUCAAAGCCGUCACGAAACCAAAGGAUCAGAGAAAGGAGGUUAGGGAAGAAUUACGAGGCAGAAUGAACGGCACGGUGAUCAAAGAGCAUCGCUUCGAAGAAAACGAUAGCAGAUAUCGCGAUGAAAAACCUAUUCCUAAGCGAAAAUCUGCAGAAAGUGUAGAAGCUGUAUUCGCCAGGGUGACCGAUUAUCAUACAUGGGCGCACGAGAUAGAAGCUAAGAAGGAGAAGCCUCCUGCACCAUCCACGGAAGAGGGUUCUUCUGGCGAGACAUCCGGUCCGGAUAGUCCUGGACAAUCAAUGGACGAAGAAGAGGAAGAAGAGCUGCCGAAGGAUCUCGAUGAGCAACAAUCACGACGAAGUUCCAACGGUUCGACUCUACGUCACAGCGAGAAGAUGCCACAGGGCUCGGAUUCUUUAUCCCGCGAAGGUAGCGUAAGUGUACCACCUAGCGAAGUGUCGGUCAGCAUCCCGGGAGCUUGGGAUUCUGAAAGCACUGUCCUUGAAGGCCUCGAGCGCGAUGGAGCCGGUAGCGCCGAGACAGCUACAACGGCGACCUUGAGUCUACCGAAGAUCAAGAUCGACUCCUCGUCCUGCGGAAGCUCGGACACGACAUUGAAGGAGGGCCAGGUGAGUCCUGGCCCGCCCGGGUCCAAGUGGAAGCUGCUCAAGGCCUUGAAGGAACGUAAGGCCGAGGAGAAGCUCAAGGAGGUCGAAGAGGCCUCUAAGGAGAACACUAUCUCUCAGGGACCCACGGCAGUGAGUAUCAUGAUCAAGUGA
This is a messenger RNA of Cyphomyrmex costatus, 5773 nucleotides long. RefSeq names its product protein unc13 homolog (gene unc-13). Lineage: Eukaryota; Metazoa; Arthropoda; Insecta; Hymenoptera; Formicidae. The transcript has a single exon. The coding region runs from base 275 to 5773 and encodes 1832 amino acids. The record is from RefSeq and is a predicted model, not a curated record.